Molecule: messenger RNA, 7314 nt
Organism: Synchiropus splendidus (mandarinfish)
Lineage: Eukaryota; Metazoa; Chordata; Actinopteri; Syngnathiformes; Callionymidae
Product: aryl hydrocarbon receptor-like
Exons: 10
Coding region: 323-3109 (928 amino acids)
Biological process (GO): regulation of transcription by RNA polymerase II
Cellular component (GO): aryl hydrocarbon receptor complex; nucleus
Molecular function (GO): nuclear receptor activity; transcription cis-regulatory region binding; protein dimerization activity
Source: RefSeq, a predicted model, not a curated record
AAUAACAAUAACUCGGCGGCGCUGUUUAUCCCAAGAAGUGGGUUGAACACUGGCCGAACUUUUCUAACUUUCUGUCUUCUCCGCCUCCUUCUCGAACCGACCAGCUGCAGUCGAGCUCCGGUCUCAACUUCUCGCCGCAGAACCAACCAAGGUCACCGACUGCACCGCCCGCUGGGUCUGUCAAUGCGGCCGCAACCCUGCCUGGACCCCGGCGCCGCUCUUGCUAGUAUGGUUGCGAGACUCGUUGGAUUGAAACUGAAAUAAUCCUCCGAGCAACUCGGUCUAUUUGAACAAGUUUGUGCUCCUGAAGUGAAGCGGCACCAUGUUGAGUAACUCGGGGACUUACGCCAACAAGAAGAGGAAGAAGCCUGUCCUGAAGCAGAAGAAGGUGUCAGAUGGCGUUGAAGUGGUCAAGUCCAACCCCUCGAAGCGCCACCGGGAUCGGCUAAAUGGGGAACUGGACAGAUUAACGGAGCUUCUUCCCUUUCCAGAGGAUGUGCGUUCAUGUCUGGACAAACUCUCAGUCCUUCGCCUCAGUGUGGGGUACCUGAGAGUGAAGAGCUAUUUUCGAGCCACCGCGAAGAACAGCAACAACAGCCUGUUGUUUCCUGCAGUCAACGGCCACAAUGGGAACAGCGCGGAUAGUGCAGCUUUCUCUGAAGGAGACCUCCUGCUGCAGGCUCUCAAUGGUUUUGUGAUGGUGGUGACUUCAGAAGGACUUGUCUUCUAUGUGUCUCCUACUAUUAAGGACUACCUGGGCUUCCAGCAGUCUGAUGUGAUCCACCAGAGUGUGCUUGAGCUCAUCCACACUGAUGAUCGAGUCACGUUCCAACAGCAACUCCAUUUUGCUCUCAAUCCUCCCGAAGCAAAUGGAGAUGGCCUGCAGAACACUACGGUGAUGUACAACCCGGAUCACCUUCCCCCGGAGAACUCGGCCUUUCUGGAAAGAAGCUUUGUGUGCCGCUUUCGAUGCCUCUUGGACAACUCCUCCGGCUUUCUGGCGCUGAAGUUCCAGGGAAGACUGAAGUACCUCCACGGCCAGAAUGUCAUUGGGGACAACGGAACAUGUGCCAAGCCUCAGCUGGCACUAUUUGCUAUCGCCAUGCCCGUCCAGUCUCCGUCAAUCGUCGAGAUCCGCUCCAAAAUGCUGCUGUUUCAGACCAAACACAAGAUGGACUUCACUCCGUUGGGCAUAGACAACAGGGGGAAGAUCAUUCUGGGCUACAACGAGGUGGAGUUGUGUUUGAAAGGCUCCGGCUACCAGUUCAUCCACGCAGCUGACAUGAUGUACUGCGCCGACAAUCACAUCCGCAUGAUUAAAACGGGCGAGAGCGGACUGACUGUGUUCCGGCUCCUCAGUAAGACGGGCAGCUGGGUGUGGGUGAAGUCCAACGCCAAGCUCAUCUAUAAAGGAGGAAGACCUGAGUUCAUCAUCGCGUAUCAGAGAGCUUUAGCCCAAGCUGAGGGCGAAGAAUACUUCCGUCAGAGGAGGCUCCAGCUGCCAUUCAGCUUCACAACGGGGGAAGCUGUUCUCUACGACACCGGCCCCACAGUGGACAUCCAGCAGUCCCAGUUCAACAAGCUGUUCAGCAACAACAAAACAGACAAAAACAAGAAUGUGUCCCCCGGCUCUCUGCUGGACAGCUUUCUCAAACAGAACGACACCGUGUACGCAAAGAACGUGGAGAACUCGAUACCUGUGGACCAGGUGUUCCUGGACAGCCGAGCUCUCGUCAGUUUUCCCGCCGAUACCUGGCAGGAGGGAGGGGAGGCAGGGACAACAGGCAACCCAGUCGUGAUCAAGAAGGAGGCCAAGCAGUCAGUGAUGGCUAUGAUUGACAGCCUGGAGCAAUUGGCCCGGAGUGGGGAAUUCAGUGCAGCUAUUCAGAACAUGGAUCUUGGCAACACGGAAAUGAUGAACUGGGAAAAGACUUUAAAGAGUUUAAACCACAACGGUGAAAAGGAUGCCGAUUUGAGCACGGAGCUGGACGACCUCCUCACCAAUGAGAUAUUUGAAUACAUUGACUCUGUUCUGUUCAAGGAGGGGGAGGAGGACUGUCUGACCAACACUCGUCCCAGCUGCCUCAACAACCACCUCUCCCCUUCUGGACACUGUGAGCCGCAGUUGUUCACCUCGCAGAGUCCAGAUCUCUUCUCUCAGUUAAACGUUCUCUUCUCUCAGAAGCCUGUAAAUGAGCAAGAGAACGUCCUGCACAGCUCACCAGGUUCCGCGGUUCCGAUGUUAAGUGGGACCCAGAGACUCUCCCAUCACGGUCCUCUGAAUGUUGUGGCCGACUGCAACCCGCCUCCAGUUCAGCAGCUGCAACUCCCUGACAUCUUCAGCACGUCACUGGAGAUCCCUGAACUAAACAUCCCAGAAACCUCGCCCGGCGACUCUUUGGCAUCAUUUCCAAAUUACGGUCCGGCAACCCUCGGCCCCAGUUGCCGCCCUCCACCUCUCCCUUUACAGAACACCCAGCAGUUUCGGUGUCCUCAAAACACAAAUAUCGAGAUGCUGCAGGGUUGCGACGUGCCACCAAGUGCAGUGGAUGUACUGCCUCCCCUGGUUGCGAUUAGCAACUCUGCUAACAUGCCGGCUCAAUUUCCCGUAGCGUGCAUGCAAGAGAACGUACCAUUGGAGAUUCAGCAACUCCAGCAGUCUGCAUGCAGUCAGUAUCUGCCUCAUAACGCCAUCAACGGAUAUGGGCCUAUGGUCCACACUCAGUCUCCGGAGAAGCAAACAUGUGCUGCCCUUUUUACCCAGGGCGUCAACAAGCUGGACCACAGCCAGCAGGCGGGUCUAGCGUGUGGUCAGUCAGCCACCAGCAGCAGCUGCAUGUUCAACCAGCACUUCACCAACAGUCCAGGAGGGGGCCAGACUUUGGCUCCUCUCGGAGCUGCUUUUCAGAGAGGGCCAGAUGUUUCUCUGGAUCAGAGUCCCCCCCAGGCUUCCUGCUAUGUCCAGUGGGGACGCAGUGAGCCCGUGGUGGGCACGUCAGCCAUCAACCAGGAAAACGCCAACAUCAGCCCUGCGAGUGCCCCUCCCACCUCAGAGCACAACGCGCAGCACUUCAUCAAGUGCCAUAGACAGGUGAACAUGCUCCACUGAUUCUGGACCAACGUGCUCGCCCAGACUCUCGUCGCGUCCCAUUCUAUCGUCGUAUACAGUAUAUAUAACUGUUGAUCGCAUUUACUCUCCUGCAACGUUGUAGCUUGUUUUGCUCAAGAGACUCUCAGUAAGAAUGAAGUACAAAGCCAGAGAUGCAUUAAUGAGGUAAAGCCUGAGCAAAUCCAAAGAGAUAUAUUUUCAGUAAGGGAAACCUCUGUCUUUACCUACACAAUAAUUCGCAUAUUAACCUCUUUAACCUUUGUAUUUCUUGUGUGGGAAAUUCUCACACAGCUGUAUUGUACUAUAUUUAGACAUAUAGUUCCAAGCGACACCCUUAGUAUGGGCUUCUUCACCCUGAGACAAGUUUCCUCGAACGCAUCAGCAUGUGAGACUUCUGUUUCUUUUUCAAGUAGAAAUGAGAUUAUCAAUGGUAUUUGCAAAUGAGAUUUUAGCUAGGUGGCUAUUACUACCUUGAUGGACACAGACCAUUGCUGCAUUGAUCCACUUUCGCACCCCGUAAUCUCAUCUGACCUGAUGUAAUUCUCUAUUGAACAAGAGCAAGCCAAACCUUCGGUCGAAAACACACAAGUCUAGAGGUAAAUCCUCUUUGUUGCCCCGUUGGAUUUUUUUGUUUUAUUGACUUACUAAAUACGGUAACUAAUUACUAAUACUUACAUAUAUAUAUAUAUAUAUAUAUAUAUAUAUAUAUAUAUAUAUAUAUAUAUAUAUAUAUAUAUAUAUAUAUAUAUAUAUAUAUAUAUAUGUGUGUGUGUGUGUGUGUGUGUGUGUGUGUGUGUGUGUGUGUGUGUGUGUGUGUGUUCCUUCUGGGUCUACUGUCGAAGGGCCGUGUGGCUCUUAACAUGCUUCAUGUAGGGAAUCCCAUAAUUAGUACAAGGAACGGGUCUUUAAAAAAUCAUCCCAUCAAUAAGCCUUAUUUACGUCGCAGGUGAGGGGAACAGAGAGCUCUGACUGAGAGUGUCAAGCAGGCUCCAAAAGAAAGGGUGUGUCAUGGAGGUUCUGUAUUCGGUGUCUCCAUCCAUUUGUUAACAUCAAAGUUUCAGGGGCGGUCCUGUUCUUGGACUUGGUCUUGCCCUACCUUGGGCUUGUUGUUGACUCGGCCUGAUAUGCGUAUUGGAAAAUGCCCAAAAACAUCCACACCAUCAAGUGCUCAGCAUGUGGAGCAAUGAUGUAUCAUUUGGCUGUGGCUGAGAAUAGAAGACUCUGAUCCACUCUUAAUGUGUGCAACGAUUUGCCACCGAAUGCCCACAUAUUUAUUUGCCCUACAACUUUAGAUCUAGAUUUAGUUUUUCCACAAGUCCAUGAACAAACAGAGAAGAAAAGUUCACUGUUGAACCGUAGGGAAAAGGAUGUUUUAGUUUGUCAAACUCAGUUGCUGAGGGUUGAAACAGAAAAAAUACAGCACAUAUUUAUGGAUCAAAAUAUAUUUUAUUUUUGUAAAUUGUUUAGACAGGAUUGCAAAUUUGAUUUAAACAUUUGGCACUUAUAAACUGUAGGAAGAGCUUUAUCUGUCACAGUGGGUUGUUGGACUUGGAGUGUUGAGUCUGCUUUUUAUUAACAGGUGGUGAUGGUCGAUGAGGUGUCAUGAGACAAUAAUGCAGGGUUGUUGGAACUGUGUCCUAAUUUUCAGUGGCCACCAGAUGGCGCUCUUGGUUUAGAAAUGAUGUGAGGUUUCAUUGAAUUAGUUCUUCAAGUCCACAGCAGACAGUGCCAUCUGGUAGCCUCUGAAAAUCACAACCCUGUUUCAUGAAACCUCAUCGACCCAAAGUCAUUUCGUAAAAGUCUUAGAAAAUAAUGGGGUCUUGAGUUGGAUGUGGUUGUUGAUGCCUGGAAUAUAGGGAGUAAUAUGGGUUUGUGGUUGUGGAGAACAGAUGUUCCCAAGGCAAGUUGUGUCAGACUCAUUUGGAAUGGAUCGUGAAAGGGUGUUCCGAGCACGCUUGAGAGAUCACCGCUGUCCUGGGAGCCUUUCAGGAUUCCACUGUUUGGGAAAACCUGGGCCUCCUGGUUGCUGCCUCUGUGACAGAACCCAGGAAGACAGCAGAACUCAUUUUGCCAAGCUGAGCAAUUUGUCCAGCUGUGAUACGCUGGGAUGAACCGACUGGAGACAAGAACGACAAGAACAAAAAUCUGUCACCACUAAAGGUGAAAGUGCUUGUUUUCCUUUUAAAGAACAUUUCCAUCCUUCUCCACGACCAGGGUGGUCUUCUGACAUUAGUGGCGUGUCCUUCCCAUGUCUGCGAAUUGUUGAUGAGAAAUGAUGAUUUUUAUGGACGCUGGUUUCGACUGAGUCUCCGUAUUUGAAGUCAGGCAGAAAAACACAAGGGGAAUGAACCAGGGCCCAAAGUUAGGAGACAAUAAAUCAACGUGGUGCUGUGUGUGGUCAGAGUUCCACCUCUUUGAAAGUUCCCCCAAAAAGCACUUGUGGCAUUUAAAUGUUGUUCUACUAAAAAGCCUCCAAUGUCUUUUGCUUAAGAAAGUCAUCUUUAUAGUAAGAGGGACGAUCUGAAGCGUAGAACUCAAAUAGGAGGAAGUAGCUGCAGUGUCUCCUAAAGCCCGUUUAGAAUGCGUGCCCUUCUACGUGAAACUAGAUCUGUGGGUGACGCCAAGCUGUCCUCGGCUGCCCUGGGGUGGAUAGAGAACCUGAUCCCCGCUGGCUGGAUGUCACUUUUGACUGGCUACAGGCUUGGUGGAGCGAGCAGCUCGCUGACUAUGAACGACUUCUAAUCUGAAACAUAUUUUUUCAGACAUAUUGACUCAUUUGUUGUCAGCCAGGAGUAAGUCAGCACUUGCCAGUCACUGUGCUGCUUUUUCCACUACAGAUCAGGAUCAACAAAUUCAGUUUGAUGGGAACCCCUUUUAUGAUGCUGUACGCCUCUAGUAGCUGGAGUCAGUGAGUAAAUGUCAGGAGAAGCAGAUCUUUAAAAGCCGUCCCACCUUCCCACAAGCAACCUCCAGGAUACUUGACCACACUGAGCCAUCUCCCUGAACCUUCUGUCCUUCUAUUUGUGCCUUUUUUUAGCACCACGCCUUUUCCGCCAUAUCACUUUUUUUUUUUUAUCCUUCUGAAUAUAUAAAUAUAUCUAUAUUUCGUUGCUAUUUCCUCGAGGAAAGCCAUGUUCAUAUAUCCUACGUUAAUUAAACUAAAGAACCUAAGUGCAUUUCAACGCUGGAAAUCCUUCAAGUCCAUUCUCCUUUGCACAGACAUCCUCACCAGUGGAAACAAGGGAAAAGACUUUACUGCCAGUCUCAGGAGAGAUGGUGAGGUUUCCUUCAUUGACGGACAGAAAAGCAAAUGUAAAUAUUGUGGACAUUUUAACUUUGGAUGAUGAUGCUGUAUGUUUCCCCGCCGUCUUUUAACAUGCUAACCCAUAUACGACAGCUGUAACAGCUUCCUGUAUUUAACCUGCUUUUUUUUUUUUUUUACGACUGUGUAAUAAAACAUGAUAAAAGCUGCAGCUCAGCGACUACAUCUUGAGUGUCCUGGUUGGAAUAAAAGCUGCAAUGACGACUUCGGAGGCUCUGGCCAGCCGAUAAACCGCCUACGGUGGACUCAAAACAACUGUCUCAGAAGCCACUAAAAAGAGAGGAAAGCAGAUGUUGAUAGGGGAUGUCGAGAUUGUUAAAAAAAAAAAAAAAAAAAAAAGAACAGGAAAAAAAAAACAUGUAUUUCUCCUUUUUUUUUACCUUGUAGUUGUAGUAUCUGUGUCACGAUAUACACUAACUAUAUACCACGCAUAUGCAAAUGUGUACAUGUUGCUUCAUUUAUCUUCAUUUUACAUAUUCAAGCUUGCAAGUCUAGAAUUGAGAUUUUGCUUUAGCAGUCCCACAAACGUGUUUUUUUCAAUUCCUGAUGGUGAGUUUCAUGAAGACGCCAGCAUCAUAAACGCACAACCUAAAAGUUGAACAGCUGGAAAAUGUGUAUAUAUAUAUAUUUAUAUAUAUAUACAUAUAUUAACUAAUUUGGCUGGAAGUCAAACACGUGGGGCUCUCAGCCUUAUUUGGUGAAACCAGAGCUUUUUACUUAAGGCGUUCAAGGUCCACCCUCAAUGUUUUAGGAGCUCUUCAUCGUGCUUGCUCAGGUUGUAUCAUGCUUUAAUUUUGUACACACCUUAACCAUGUUUUUGUAACGUGCUUGUGUAUCGAUUAAUAUAUGAAGUAAAUGUGAAUUAAAAUGUUUUCUUCGCAAA